This is a messenger RNA of Phialemonium atrogriseum, 1054 nucleotides long. RefSeq lists its product as uncharacterized. The coding region runs from base 1 to 873 and encodes 290 amino acids. NCBI's taxonomy places the organism in Eukaryota, Fungi, Ascomycota, Sordariomycetes, Cephalothecales, Cephalothecaceae. The transcript has 4 exons. The record is from RefSeq and is a predicted model, not a curated record.
AUGUCGCAUUACACUCAACAGGAAACGAAGAGACACGAGGGGAGAUCCCACUCCCGCGGACGCAGCUCCAGGCACUCGUCGGGCUCUUCUAGGUCGCUUUUCAGCGGGUGCUUCUCGGCUGAUGACUCGGACGGCUCGAGCGGCUCGGGGAACCUUAAAGUGUCUCUUGGUAUAUUCAGCUGGAUGUUACUGGGCCUGGGCCUGACUCGACCUCGGCCAAAGGAGUAUCGGCGGAUGCAGAAGUACGGGGCCGAUGCCAAACCUAAGAAGCAUCACUCUCACAGACGCGGUGGCAAGGAGAGGCUAGCCCGGAACGAAGCCCCCAGAAAUGGCCGGGUGUAUGAGUACGAGAGGAGGGAAGGUUCGCGGCAGGCGCAUAGAGAACGGAGACAAGUCAUAGACAAGUCCAUAGCCCCUCAUGGGCCACGUCCUGUCCCUCAAUACCAGCCGUCCCAGCGGUCUAGGAAUGAGCGCCAGGUGUCCCCCGAACAAAUCGACGAGGACAUGUUGGCCGACUUGCUUCGUCCUGAAUGGAAAUCGCCGACAACCUCUCCCCUACCGCCCUCAUUCACUAGCCGCAGUGGCAGAUCUAGUGGUGACCAUCGUGGCCAUUCUCGUCCCUCGGAGAGGAGAUCGCAUUCUGAGAAUUUGUACCACCUCACCCUAACAGAAGACCUUGUCCCCAAAGCGAACAAUGACCACCACUCGCAACGAUCAAACUCUCACCAGGUCCCGCUCCAGCGCCGAGUCUCGGGAGCGGCGAUCGCCAAUAACACCAAGGGACCGGGCUGGGUUAGCACAGCUAGCCGUGCCUCCAACCGAACGGGUCUUCAGGGACUCCCCUCCGCGUACAGACCCCAGACCCACAGGUAGAUCACGGUCUCGUGAGCAGCGAACACAAGGCCAGCCCAGCGUCCCGCCGACGAAUAGGCCCGUCCACACAACAGCCGAGCCAGCCGGGCCCAGAGCACGACGAGCCCCGCCAGCUGCGGCCACACCAACAAACUCGCACGCAAGUACCCCAGCGUCGCGGGCGACUCCCGGUCAAUCUCCC